This is a messenger RNA of Struthio camelus australis, 999 nucleotides long. The record is from RefSeq and is a predicted model, not a curated record. NCBI's taxonomy places the organism in Eukaryota, Metazoa, Chordata, Aves, Struthioniformes, Struthionidae.
CUGAGCACUUCCGAAGGUAUCUGAAGCUGCGGCUGGAUGCCCGCCACAGAGGAGGCUCACACGCCUGCCGUUUGUGCCCGACCGUCCUUCAGCCCUGCGCUGGCCCUCCCACGCCAACGCUGACGAAACGGCGCAUAUCUGCACAAGAGAUGAAGCAUAUGGAGAACAUAUCCAGCCUGUUUCAUGGCAGCACCCCAGACGAGUAUCAGAGGCUAGAGUCCAAAUCGGGGGAGCAGCCCUGGGAGAUGAUCAUGGACAAGAAGCACUUCAAGCUCUGGAGGCGUCCGAUUGAGGGCACCCACUUGUAUCAGUACCGAGUAUUUGGAACAUACACAGAUGUGACUCCCAGGCAGUUCUUCAAUGUACAGCUGGACACUGAGUAUAGGAAGAAGUGGGACUCACUGGUCAUCAAGUUGGAUGUCAUUGAAAGAGACCUGGCCACUGGUUCGGAAGUGAUUCACUGGGUAACUCACUUCCCGUACCCUAUGUAUUCACGAGACUACGUAUAUGUUCGACGGUACAGCGUAGACAAAGAGAACAAUUUGAUGGUACUAGUGUCACGGGCAGUGGAGCACCCAAGUGUCCCAGAAGAUCCUGAGUAUGUUCGGGUCAGAACCUACGAGUCUCAGAUGGUCAUCCGUCCGCACAAAACAUUUGAUGAGAACGGUUUUGACUACUUGCUGACAUAUAGUGACAACCCACAGACCGUGUUCCCACGCUACUGCGUCAGCUGGAUGGUCUCUAGCGGCAUGCCGGACUUUCUGGAAAAGCUGCAUACGGCCACCCUGAAAGCCAAGAAGAUGGAGAUCGAAGUGCGGGACUAUAUGUCUGCCAAGCCCAUCGAAAGCGGCAGCAGCGAGGGGAAAGCGAGCGUGGCGAGCGCCGAGCACAAGAGUGAAGGCACCUGUGGCCCUGCCCAACUGGAGUACGCCUGAGGGCCCCCGCCGGUCCCGAGCCCCGGCACGCCGGAGCCGGGCUCGGGGGAAGGACCCGUCCGGU